UUUGAUCCCCUGGUCAGAAAGGAGACCAACAUACACCAUGCGAACUGCUAUAGGACCGGCCAACUGGAAUUAAACCCUGAGUCUGACUACAAGCUGACAGAAUACGCAAUCACUCCCUGAGAAUUCCAGUGACCUUUGACCCAAGUAUGGCUACCACUCAGGGGACCACCGUGCCCCCCUCCCAAUCCCCAGGUUUAGGUGUACCCACCCUGGUCACCAUAGACAUUGUGGUGCUCGUUGUCUACUUCCUCCUUGUACUGGCUGUGGGCCUCUGGUCCAUGUGGAAAACCAAGCGGAGCACGGUGGAUGGAUACUUCCUGGCAGGAAAGAGCAUGUCCUGGUGGCCGGUGGGCACCUCUCUGUUUGCCAGUAAUGUGGGUAGCGGCCACUUCAUGGGCCUGGCAGGCUCAGGAGCUGCAGCGGGCAUCAGUGCUGUGGCAUAUGAGUGGAACGGGAUGCUGAUGGUGCUGCUCUUGGGUUGGCUUUUCCUGCCCAUCUAUAUCGCUUCUGGGGUGACAACCAUGCCUGAAUACUUGCAGAAGCGAUUCGGGGGGAAGCGAAUACAAUUAUUCAUAGCUAUUUUGUAUUUAUUCAUUUACAUCUUCACAAAGAUAUCGGUGGAUAUGUAUGCUGGGGCAGUGUUUAUUCAACAGGCCCUGCAGUGGAACAUCUAUGUAGCUGUGGUGGUGCUUCUGCUCAUCACUGCUCUCUAUACUGUAACAGGUGGUCUGGCUGCUGUCAUGUACACAGACGCUGCCCAGACUGGCAUCAUGUUGAUAGGAGCACUCACCCUCAUGGGCUUCAGUUUCGCUGAGGUGGGGGGCUGGAACGCCCUCCUAGAGGGGUAUGCUACGGCCAUUCCCUCUGUCCGCGACACUAACACCACAUGUGGCAUCCCCCGGGACGACGCCUUCCACCUGUUCCGUGACCCUGUGACCUCUGACCUGCCCUGGCCGGGCAUUCUCCUGGGCAUGUCCAUACCCUCCAUGUGGUACUGGUGCUCAGACCAGGUGAUAGUGCAGCGCUCCCUGUCUGCUAAGAACCUGCUCCAUGCUAAAGGAGGCUCCCUGCUGGCUGCCUACCUCAAGAUCCUGCCCUUCUUCAUGAUGGUCCUGCCCGGCAUGAUCAGCAGAAUACUCUACCCAGACGAGGUGGCGUGUGGUGACCCUGAGGUUUGUACUGAGGUGUGUGGGAACCCAGUGGGCUGUUCAGACAUCGCCUACGCCAAACUGGUCAUGAAGCUACUGCCCUCAGGUCUGCGUGGUCUGAUGAUGGCGGUGAUGAUUGCUGCUCUCAUGUCCUCCCUCACCUCCAUCUUCAACAGCUCCAGCACCAUCUUCACCAUGGACCUGUGGAGGCAUGUCCGGCCCCGAGCAACCGAGUGGGAACUCAUGCUCGUGGGAAGGAUGUUUGUGCUGGUUCUGGUGGUGGUGUCAGUGCUCUGGAUCCCUGUGGUCCAGGCCAGUCAGGGAGGACAGCUGUUCAUCUACAUCCAGUCCAUCAGUACCUAUCUCCAGCCCCCUGUUUCCAUCGUCUUCCUGACUGGAUGCUUCUGGAAGAGGACCAAUGAGAAGGGGGCUUUCUGGGGCCUGUUCCUGGGCCUACUGGUGGGCGGUGUGAGGAUGGCCCUAGACUUUAUCUAUCCCUCACCACUGUGUUACCAGGAGGACAGCAGGCCUGAUGUGGUGAAACAUGUCCACUACCUCUACUUCUCCACCGUGCUGUCUCUGCUCACCCUGGUGGUGGUGGUGGGAGUCAGCCUGGCCACGGAGAAACCCAGCCCAGAGCAGAUCAGCCGCCUCACCUGGUUCACCAGAUUUGAUAAGGUGGAGAAGAGCAGUGGAGCUUUAGAGACAGUAGAGACUGUGACUAGUGCUACAGAGACCGAGGAGAGUGCCGAGCAGGAGAUAGAAGACAGAGAGCAGGAGAAGGCUAACGGAGAGACACACCUUCAGAGGAAAGUCUCCUCAGAAGCCAGUGUGAGGAGCCAGUCCAGGCUGAAGGCCGCCCUCUACUGGCUGUGUGGGAUGGAGCGGCAAAAGGAGGGUGACAGCGCCCCACAACCCCCUCUUCUUCUCGACCCCGCUAGCUCUCUGGAAGAGGACCCAUGCCUUAGCCACGUGGUCGACGCCAACCUCAUCAUCUGCCUCUCCAUCGCCGUCUUUAUCAUUGGCUACUGGGCCUAGUGAGGAAUUCUCAACAGCCAAUGAUAUUGGCAGGGACAGGUGGAGCUUGGCCAUUGCUG
Oncorhynchus kisutch (coho salmon) is the source of this 2245-nucleotide messenger RNA. It is a transcript of the gene slc5a11, whose product is annotated as solute carrier family 5 member 11. The record is from RefSeq and is a predicted model, not a curated record. Bases 147 to 2186 code for a protein of 679 amino acids. Gene Ontology annotation, biological process: transmembrane transport. NCBI's taxonomy places the organism in Eukaryota, Metazoa, Chordata, Actinopteri, Salmoniformes, Salmonidae. Gene Ontology annotation, molecular function: D-glucose:sodium symporter activity. Gene Ontology annotation, cellular component: plasma membrane. The transcript has 16 exons.